This is a messenger RNA of Colletotrichum graminicola M1.001, 474 nucleotides long. Its product is annotated as pterin 4 alpha carbinolamine dehydratase. Lineage: Eukaryota; Fungi; Ascomycota; Sordariomycetes; Glomerellales; Glomerellaceae. Gene Ontology annotation, biological process: tetrahydrobiopterin biosynthetic process. Gene Ontology annotation, molecular function: 4-alpha-hydroxytetrahydrobiopterin dehydratase activity. Bases 1 to 474 code for a protein of 157 amino acids. The transcript has 3 exons. The record is from RefSeq and is a predicted model, not a curated record.
AUGUCGACUACCCCCACAGCCCCGGCACAGGCCACAGCCCGCUUCUCGCAGGGCUCCGACGAGGCCUCGCUGUCCGCGACGCUGGAGACACUGCUGGGCGCCGGCCGCUGGGCGCUGGUGAACGACGGGGAGGCCGUGGAGAGGAGCUUCAAGUUCAAGAACUUUGCAAAGACGUGGGACUUCAUGACGGCCGUAAGCCUGCAGUGCAAAAUCCACAACCACCACCCCGAGUGGUCCAACGUCUACAACACAACUUUCAUCCGCUGGACGACGCACAACCCAAAGGGCUUGUCGGGCAAGGACCUCAAGCUCGCUAUGAUCUGCGACGCCCUGGCCAGGGACUUCGGCGAGGUCGAGGUGCCGCCGGCCGCCGGCGUCGAGGGCGACGGCGAGGCCACCAUCAGCUGCGGCAUCAGGGGCCUGGCCGAUAAAGCCGCGGGGACGGCAGGAGACUGCUGCACGCCCAAGAAGUGA